AUUCCUCCUGGGAUUCCCAAUUCCUGAACCCCGUAGUCUCUCCUCUUGGAUUGCUCCGUUCCCGAGGCUUCACAGCGCGCUGCACCUCAACGCCGCGGCAUCUCCCUCCCGCCGUUUCCUCAAGGGCCGCGCGGAUGGAAUCGCUCACGUGCGCUCCCUUUCCUUCCCAUCGCCCACUCCUAUGCGCCAAUGCCUCCGCGCCUUCCGCUCUCUUCCCCCCGCCCUCCGCUCCGCCCUCCUGCAGCUUCCGCGCUCACUCUCUCCCCCUCACAGCGCACCCCCUGAGCCGUUCCCCCUCUCGCCCGCUCGCCUCCCCUUUGGCGGAACCCUCGCUUGUCUCCGCUCUCGCCUCAGCACAUCCUUCCGCUCCCCCCUUCCCGCUCCCCCACCCGCGCACCCACCGCUCCGCCUCGCACCGGACCGCGCGUUCAUUUGCGCUGGGUGACGCGGAAGCUGACGUAUCCCCCGAUGCCUCUCCGCCACCGCUCCCCCCACCGCUCCCCGCGCCGGCUCCAUCGGCGCAAGACGCGGAAACGUCCGCUGGCGCAAAGUGGGAGAGGCAGGGGGGAGCGACGGCGGGAGCGGGGACAAGGAGAGGGGAGAUCUCGCGGGGGGGCUGGGGCGGGGGGAGAGGUCGCGGGGAGACAGCGCGAGAGGAAAGGAUCGGACGUGUUGAGAGGGGGGGGAGAUGGGAGAGAGGAGGGAGAGGGGAGCGAUGGGGGACAUGGGAGAGGGGGGAUAGAGGCCAGGACGGGUCGAGCCACGGGUCGAGCGACGGGGAGAGCUGCGAGGAGAGCCGAUCGAACAGAUCGAUCAAUGGCGCUUCCUCCUCUUUCUCCUCCUCCUCCUCCUCAUUUUCCUCUCAAGACCUCUCUACGCGUUUCGGCCAGACGCAGCAGCGGUUGUACGGUAAUCGGCGGCCUGGCAACAAGCGGCGUCAGCCUUACGAUCCGCAGCAGUCGUCGCGCUGGCGACCGUCGCCUGUCGCAGGAGAGUCGCGACUGCAAUCGCAGGCGACGACAUCCGCAGAGCCAGUCGCAGAGCCAGUCGCAUACGAGCCGCAGCUGGGCGAUCGCGUGAUCGGCGUCGUAACGGGCACGGCGGGCGAUGGGGGCGUGGAUAUCGAUAUUGGCGCGCAGCUGCUGGCGCGCGUGCCCGCUCGCGAGGCCGUGGCGCUGUGCCCGGUAACGGCGGCAGGGGGAGUCGGAGGAGGAGCGGGAGGGGGAGGGGGAGCAGGUGGGGGGCAUGGUGGCGCGGAGGACUGUGAUUGGCUGGUCAUCCCCCGGCCACGGCCCCAUACCACCACCGCAACAGCUGCCACCCAGAGCACUGAUGCUGCUGCUGCUGUGGGUGCUGCUGCUCACGGGGCGGGCAGCAGCAGCACAGUGGAUACAAGUGCUGCUGCAGCCAUUACCACCCAUGCUGCUGCUGCGGCUGAUGCUGCUCUUGCUGCUACUGAUACCGAUACUGAUGUGGAUACGGAUAGUGAUGCUGGUGCUACCGCUGCUGGGGAAUCUGCACAAGCAGGGGAGGCCUGUCAAGCUCCCCCCGCUUCCUCCCCUCCCCCCUUCCUUGCCCCUUUUGGGGAGUUCCGGCUGUUGCGCGGGGCGCUGGGGGAAGCGGGGGGCGCGCUGGAGGGGACGGUGACGGGGCGGCCGCUGGUGUCGGUGCGAGUGAGGGCCAUGGACGUGGCGUGGGAGAGGUGCCGCCAGAUCCUGGCGGAGGGAGAACCGUUCAGAAUCACCAUCGUUAGCAGCAACGUGGGGGGGCUUGAAGCGCGGAUAGAGGGAUUGAGGGCGUUCCUGCCUCUGCCGUACCUGCUCAACAACGCAGACGGCUCCAUGCCCGAGCUGCAGUCCCUGGUGGGGCGGCGCCUGUGGGUGUUGCUGGUGGAGGCGAAGCAGCAUGCGAACCGGCUCAUACUCAGCGAAGCGGCAGCCAUGGAGUACGAGGUCGCUCGCUCCCUGCGGCGGGGCUGUGUGGUGCGCGGCAAGGUUGUGCGCAUCACAGCGCACGGUGCCAUGGUGCUCAUCGACCACAUUGGCAAGCGUGCGCUGCUGCACGUGUCGAACAUCUCGCGCGUGCGCGUGGCAGCAGCCGGGGACGUGUUCGCCCUGGAUGAGCUCGUCACGGCGCUCGUCAUCCGCAACGACAGCAAGGGCGUGGCUCUCAGCACGCGGGACUUGGAGCCAGUGGACGGACUCAUGUUCACAGACAAGCAGGCUGUGUAUGAUGCAGCAGAGGAGAUGGCAUGGCGAUACCGAAGGGAUAUGGAGGAGGAUGACGACGACUAUGACUACGAGGAAGAGGGGAGGUUGGAAGCGGAGGGUGUGGAGGGGGGAGGGAAGAAAGCAGAGGUUGGGGAUGGCGACAGGAAAGGAGUUGGUGAUCAGCAGGAUGGUACGGGCACUUCUUCUAUGGAGGCUGAUGCAGAGCAGCAUGAAAAAACUCCUGAUUUCGCCAACAUUGGUUGGGUGAGAUUUGAGGUGUCAUAGGCAUCUGAAUGACGAAGGUGGACUCUUGACAUA
This is a messenger RNA of Closterium sp. NIES-67, 2528 nucleotides long. NCBI's taxonomy places the organism in Eukaryota, Viridiplantae, Streptophyta, Zygnematophyceae, Desmidiales, Closteriaceae. The record is from the annotation of a GenBank genome assembly.